AUGUCGGAUCGGAUGUCCAGUCCGUCGCGGCCCACGAGCCCCGUGGGACCUCUUCCAGAUAUUGCUACGGCGCGUCCCGCAUACAGGUUUAACUGGGACGCAUCGCGUCGGCAAGGUCCAGGGAGCAUCUCAGAGACGACGGAAGGGAGAGGCGACUAUUUCAAUGCUACUCCUCGAGUCGACAUCUACGGCACAGCGUCUACAAGCGUUGUGAACGCCGUGCCAUCCCAAUGGAGUAGCUCUAAGCACGGAUUCCAUGCCAUCUCGACCGUUGUCAACAAUCCACACAAACGGUCCGAUCCCCCCAAAGCGCACGCGGCAGUCCCGUCUGUCCCUCUCGCCGACCUCCCUCGUGUACGACGGAAGGAUUUCGAUGCAUACCUGAAGGCAAUUGGUCCGGAGUGGGAUCGCUUCCAAAAAAGCGUUGAGCUUGGGCGCGAAGGGGCCGCUCAAAUUGGCACAGCAUCGGCAUCCUCUUCUGCACUAAACCCGUCCUCACUAGACGUAGACUUUUCUGUCCCAGAGACACCACGGACACCGCGCCUUACUAAAGCCCUCCCUCCACUCACCUCUAUUCCCCAGGUGUUUUUUGACCCGAAAUUCAACCUCGGCGACCCUCGCACUUUCAAUGCCGUCGCGGAAACAUCCUCCUUCACAUCCCACUCGCUGCCCUUUUCAGACCCAACGACCCCAACGACCCCAUUCGAUCCAUCUGCCCUCGCUCACUCCCUCCCUUUACUUGAGAAGCUGUCUCAUCACGCGGACACUCUCGAGCAACAUCUUGUGCACGAGAUAGCCCGCCGCGCCACGCCGUUCUUUGCCGCUCUCACGAAUCUUCAGGAUUUGCAGGCCGAGUCCUCACGUUGCCUUGCGCGCAUUCAGUCGCUGCGGUCUCAGCUGCAAGAUGUAGACAAGCAUGGGGCGAUGCGCGGGCUUGAGGCAGUCCGGCGAGAGGCACGGCUGGGGCAUUUAAAGCGAGUCCGAGAGGGUGUGCGAUUUGCGGGGGGAGUGGUAGAGAUGGUGGGGUUGGCUAGAAACUUAGUCGGUGCAGGGCAAUGGGGAGAAGCUUUGAGUGUGGUAGAAGGUCUAAAGAUGAUGUGGGAGUCGACAUCACAUCCUUCUGCAAAAAGCAGUCAGCCGCCAAACGGACUGCUACAACCCGUAUUGGAGGAACCCCCAGAUAAUUGGGAGAGCACCUCGACUGCGUCUGGGACCGCGCCGAAGUCUUCGGCAGCGGUACCGCUGUCUCAGCUCAAGGCGUUCGCUUCAUUACCCAGCCAGCUUCAGGUCCUGACGCUAGAAAUAGCUGCAUCAUUAACCACAGAUGUCGUCGGUGUGCUGAAGGUCGACCUUGUUCAGCGCGUGCACGGUUCGCGUGAUCCCGCGCAAGCGAGUUCACAUACCGAGCUACGCGACCGGCUGCGACCCCUUGUACUCGGGCUUGUGAGGACGCGGAGCGUACGAGAGGCGAUGUCAGAGUGGAGAGGCGUUGUGCUGGGUGAGGUCAAGGGAGUCAUCAAGCGACAUAUACCAGCAUUCGACCUUGAAGAUGAAGACCCAAAAACGUCUCGAAAGGGGGCAUCAGAUCGACCCUGGGUGGGUGAUGUGCGGACCAUGGCCCAUGAUGUGUUUUUGGACCUGCUCCGUGGAGUCUACACAGAUUUUCUUGGCUGCAUAGAAGGUCUCCAAGAUUUGAACGGCGUCUUUCUCGAAGUUCUCGAGGCCAUCUCACAACCAGACAUACCUGUGGAUAUGGCUGCUGCACAAGACGCCUUGUUCGACAUUUUGUCGUCCUCUGCAGAGAACGCCAACUUAUUGGCUUCGAAGGCACUGUCGGCCCGCGCGGAGCAACACUCCAAGCUUGAGCUCCGCGAAUUCGUCGAGUUGUUCAACGAGAGCUGGAGCUUUGUCGUUCGAUGCGAAGUGAUUUGCAGACGCAUGAUCGUCGGUCUCCGUGGCGUCGUCGUCGGACAAGCCAAAUCGUUUCUGCAAACCUUCCAUCAAUCUAGGAUAUCGCAGUCCGCCAAAUUGGUCGAAGACGAACAGUGGUCGCAAGCGGAUGUCCCACAAUCGCUGCAACACAUCGCCGACAUUCUAGUAGACGCCGCAGUCCACGAUCCUCACGAUUUUGUCUUAAGAAUAGCCCCGGCGGUCUCUGGCCCUCCUCCUUCGCCCCUCCCUCGGCUAUCGACGCUCAUGCCGCCAUAUUCCCCGUCAUCCUCUCGACCAUCUUCGCCCUUAUCCCCCCGCUCUUCUUUGCCCCGCCCCGUCUCCCCUCGUCCCGUCUCUCCCCGCCCUCCACCAAACGGCACAUCGUCAUCUAAGCCAAGCAAACAUAUCCGUAUCGAGGAACGCAGCUACUUUGCUGUCUCCGCGACGCAGGAGGCGCUGAUCCUGCUCACGGAUUAUCUCAAGGUCAUCGUGAACCUCAGUCUCCUGACUACGGACACUAUGAGUCGCGUGAUCGAGUUCCUGAAGGCGUUCAAUUCGAGAACGUGCCAGGUCGUGCUCGGUGCGGGCGCGAUGCGCAGCGCAGGCUUGAAGAACAUCACAGCCAAGCAUCUCGCACUUGCCUCUCAGUCGCUAUCGAUCAUGAUCGCACUUAUUCCCUAUGUGCGUGAAACAUUCCGGAGACACCUGAAUCCGAAGCAAGCGGUAAUGCUGGUCGAGUUCGACAAGCUCAAGCGGGACUACCAAGAGCACCAGAACGAGAUUCAUGCCAAGCUCAUUGCCAUCAUGGGCGAUCGUCUUGCGGCCCAUAUCAAGUCAUUACAGAGCGUACAAUGGGACGUUCCUCCUGCCAAACCGGGAGUCAACGAUUACAUGGAACUGCUGGUCAAGGAGACAGUCACGCUUCACAAGGUCCUAUCUCGGUAUUUGUCCAGUUCCGUUGUGGAGUAUGUAAUGUCGCAAGUGUUUGCUGCCAACAAUCACCGGUUAUCCGAGGAAUACAUCAAGAUCGACCUACCGUCUCUAGAGGCAAAGGAGCGCCUUCUGGCAGAUGCCCGCUUCUUGCACUCAAAACUGUCGAGCUUGAAGAACGUCAGCGCGCCCACAGGGAUGCUAGAAACCGUCGUCUCAGAGAAGCGUAUCGUCGGGCAGCCGACGUCACCCCUCCCCGAGAUGCCCUCCUCUCGUCCCCCGCCAACAAAACGCACGUCGCUGUUCGCGAACGAGCGGAUCAAAACCAUGCUCUCGCGCUCGACGGAGAAAGCCCUUCCUACGCCGAUCGCCACAGUGCCGAUACUACCCACAACGUCAGAGUCUCACCCAAACUCUCCGCUACCUCCCACUGUCAAUGGAAAUGGGCUCCCCGCAAACGGCAGCGCCGUAGAGUUGUCUACGCCCAUUCCCUCAGAAAAGGUUGGCUUCAGGCAGGUGGCGAUUGUAGACGCGACGGAAGAGAAGACCGAGCAAGGAGAACAGGCGACUCCGCCGCCAAUCCCAGCUAAGGACAUUCCUCCCGCUCAAUCUGCACCUGUCUCGAUUCAGGAACAUGCCUCUUCGGAGUCACCGGAGGCACUCAAGGAGCCCUUGGUGUCAGCUGUGCUUUUUGCGGAGCCAGACUCGAUAGAGGAAGAAGGGGCAAUAGGCGAGCAGAGUGGAACCACGGAGAGGCUGUAAAAUGGACGUUGGACGUGGAUCAUCGUGACUCGGUUGUAAAUCUGGGACUGUGUUCAUUCUUGCUCGGUGGAUCUCUUUUGCUUCUGCUCAUUCCUGUUAUUGUCCAUAUAGUACAUGCAUAUUAUCAUCUAUUCUGAAAUCACAUCAAAUGUUUCUCUUGCUAGCCA
Heterobasidion irregulare TC 32-1 is the source of this 3791-nucleotide messenger RNA. RefSeq lists its product as uncharacterized. NCBI's taxonomy places the organism in Eukaryota, Fungi, Basidiomycota, Agaricomycetes, Russulales, Bondarzewiaceae. Gene Ontology annotation, cellular component: GARP complex. Gene Ontology annotation, molecular function: syntaxin binding. Bases 1 to 3624 code for a protein of 1207 amino acids. The transcript has 9 exons. Gene Ontology annotation, biological process: Golgi to vacuole transport; retrograde transport, endosome to Golgi. The record is from RefSeq and is a predicted model, not a curated record.